Salvelinus namaycush (lake trout) is the source of this 3307-nucleotide messenger RNA. Its product is annotated as E3 ubiquitin-protein ligase RNF19A. Gene Ontology annotation, biological process: ubiquitin-dependent protein catabolic process; positive regulation of proteasomal ubiquitin-dependent protein catabolic process; protein polyubiquitination. Lineage: Eukaryota; Metazoa; Chordata; Actinopteri; Salmoniformes; Salmonidae. Gene Ontology annotation, molecular function: ubiquitin conjugating enzyme binding; ubiquitin protein ligase activity; zinc ion binding. The record is from RefSeq and is a predicted model, not a curated record. The transcript has 10 exons. The coding region runs from base 981 to 2966 and encodes 661 amino acids. Gene Ontology annotation, cellular component: ubiquitin ligase complex; cytoplasm.
AGAUGAUAGGCCCAGAAAUGUGACCAUGUGGUGAGAGAGUAAAGCCCAAAAUCAAACAAAGUGUUAUUUUUUUUAACGCGUCUACACGCUGGAAUUAGAAUGCACGGCAGUGAAUGAGAAAAAACAGUCACCGUGAACGCCUUCAUGCGCUUCAAAUUAGAAAGCAAGUCUUAUUUUUCUCUUGCAUUUGCGCGAAUUUAGUGUUGAUACGUUUAGCUACCAGUGCCAAUAAUACAUAUUUAAAAACAAUAACGUUAUGCCUAGCUUUGUUAUUUCGAGCACAGGCAUAUAGCCUAGAGAGGCUACGGCUGGGAAACUCCAGGAACUCUGUACUGUUGUGUUGAAGGAACGAGACGAGCUAAAUUCUUUAUAAACUGCUAAAUUGUAUUAGCUACAACUCUUCUCGCGUUCAUGAGCCAACAUAACAGCAGGUAGGUAUGGUGGCUCCCGUAGGACAUAUAAGGGCGAGGGGGCCGCUCGUUCCCCGUGGUAUAGUGAAGGAUGAAUGCCACUCUGUUCCAGCCUAACUGAGAACGAGGGAGCAACAGAGGAAGAGGAGGAAGAGGUGGAAAGAGGAGAGGAAUAAGUAAAGAAGAAGAUAUUGAGAUCUGUACUCUUGACAGGGAUCACCUCCUCUUCACCUCUGGACAAAAAUUUCUCUCUGUUUGUCUCUCUCUCUCUCUCUUUUCCUCCAUCACCGACAUUGUUCACUGCAGCGGCUCUACCUCUCCUAGACUUUGAGCCGUGAAGGGGCUCUAACACACAAGCACACAAGCACACACACACACACACACACACACACACACACACACACACACACACACACACACACACACACACACACACACACACACACACACACACACACACACACACACACACACACACACACACACACACGUUUGGUCUGUGUCCUGUUGAUCUGCUGAUGCUGGUUAGCCUGCCUGCCUGCCUGCUCGCUCCUUCCCAAUCUCCAGAUCAUGAAGAGGCCCAAGCAGCAGACUCAUCCCCUCAGCUUCCUCUCCUUCUUCAGCCGGAAGCCUAAAUCCGACCCCAGGCUUGAGAGGCCUGCUGGGGCCCACAACAAGGAGGAGGUCUCCAUCACUCUCACACCCAGCGAACAUGCAGACCAGGACCAGAACAUCACAGCCGAAGAGGGCGGGAUCGAGCAAGGCGACUUCGAGGCGGCAUCGUCAGGGGUGACGGGUGACGACCCUGGCGCUGCGGUGGAGGCGGAAUGCUGCGGGGGCGGAGCCAACAGCUCUUCCACAGGUGUCCUAUCCCUCUCCUCUUCCAGCCAGGACCAGCUAUUGGACGAUCACCACUUGGAGGAGUGUCCUUUAUGCCUCCUGAGCCAACCACGAUGCCGGUUCCCUCGCCUUUCUUCCUGUUCCCACCGGGCCUGCUAUGACUGCCUGAGACAGUACCUGAAGAUCGAAAUCUCAGAGAGCAGGGUGGGCAUCGCCUGUCCGCAGUGCCCCGAGGCGUUUGCGCCUCAAGAUGUGCGCGCCAUCCUGGAUGACCUGACGCUGCUGGAGAGAUUCGAAGAGUACCAGCUGAGACGGUUUCUGGCAGCCGACCCGGACACACGCUGGUGUCCUGCACCCGACUGCAGCUUUGCCGUGAUAGCGUACGGCUGUGCUGAGUGUCCUAAGCUAAGCUGCGGGCGUGAGGGCUGCGACACAGAGUUCUGCUACCACUGUCGGCAGCUGUGGCACCCCGACCAGACGUGUGACCAGGCUCGACGCCAGCGAGCACGCCACACUUCCGGGGGAAAUGAUGCCUCCACACUAUACGUCUUCAACGAGGAGCCUGGAGGAGAGUCAGAGGAGAUCAAGGCGUGUCCUCGUUGUGGGGCCUACAUCAUGAAGACCAACGACGGCAGCUGUAACCGGAUGAACUGUACCGUGUGCGCCUGCCAGUUCUGCUGGCUGUGUAUGCAAGAGAUCACCGACGUGCACUACCUCAGUCCCUCAGGUUGUACGUUCUGGGGGAAGAAGCCGUGGUCUCAGACCCGGAAGGUGCUGUGGCAGGUGGGCAUGCUGCUCGGCGCCCCAGUAAUCAUCUCUCUCAUCGCUGGCAUCGCCAUCCCCGUCAUCAUAGUGGGCAUUCCCAUUUACAUGGGCCGCAAGGUCCACGGUCGCUGUAAGAAGAACAAUAUCUCAGGUAGUAAACAUUACCUAACGGUGGCCAGUGGCGUCAUGAUGUCCGUGUUCGUGUCGCCCGUCAUAGCUGCUGUCACUGUGGGGGUGGGCGUCCCGUUGAUGUUGACGUAUGUCUAUGGGGUCGUCCCCAUGUCGCUCUGUCGGAAUGGAUGGUGCCGGCCGCAGAACGAGCCCCCAGAAACACAUAAGAUACAACUGGAAGACCUAGCCAGCUAUCUUCUAUUCUCUCAUGUAGUCAGCGACCACUGGCCGGGGCCGGGCCCAAGAGGCCAGACCAACCCCGCCCUCAGCGACACCAGCGUCCAGGAAGUCCUACAAGAUGUUAGGGUCAGCGUACAGGAAGUUGGCGUGCUCCCCAGCACCAGCAGUGCUGCCACGCCCCCGGAACCAGAUGCAUGCACAGGAUUGGACAAGCAUCAGAUGCGUCAUGUUUAUACGCAGCAGGACAGCCAAUCAGACUGCGAAGGGGUUGGGGGUGCUGGGAUGCUGGAUAAUACACAGACAUUCUCCUUGCGGGAGGGAACGAACAUUGAGGUGCGUGUAGAGAUCGAGGCCCAUCCACGAGGCGCACGUCAGUCCAGCCUCAGUAGCAUCCUGUCCAGUCGCAGCCUAUCAGCUGAGUCCCUGGGUCGAGCACACUCAGUAGGCCGCGCCCACUCGCAAGAUCACCUGGGCCACGCCCACUCCCAGGAACAUCUGUGUGCCUCUGAACAUGAAGAAGAGAGCGGAGAAAAGGAAAGAGGAGGAAGAGAGGGAGAAAGCAGGGACCACCUGCAUGUUUUUGAGACGGACAAUGUCUGAGCUCCGCCUACUAUUUAGGUCACACCCCGUUUCCACUACAGGCUCCUCCCACCAGCUGUCUUCCUGCUCCACUGUCUAAGAGUCGGGGACAUGGAGAGAGAGAAAAGGAGAGAUGGAAAAAGUGUGUUUGUGAAAAAUAGACAAAAUAAAGAGGGCCGCUUGCCAACACAGAUGCAUCAAAACAAACCAGAAAUGACUGAAAGCAUGUUGAUUGACUAGUUUUGUGGGUGUUAGCCUCACUUUACUGUGUCCUUUCAGAAGAGAAUGCCCCCCCCCCCUCCCAAUCUAACACUGGUCUAUUUAAAUGAUUAUUUAAAUAAAAAUUAUUACCAAGCCCCUUC